AUGAGGAGGCUGAAGACGGGGGGGAUUAAACAGAAGCUGCGUGCGCACAUUUGGGUAAUAGAGCAGAGGAGGAAGAAUAGGAAGGCUUCACGGGAAAACAAGGACAAAAGGCCCUAUAGAGGAGUAAGGAGAAGGCCAUGGGGUAAAUUUGUAGCUAAGAUUAGAGACUCAACAAGAAAUGGUGUUAGGGUUUGGAUUGGAACAUUUGACACAGCCGAAGUUGCAACUUUGGCUUUUGAACAAGCUACGUUCACUACAAGAGGUUCCUUGGUAGUUCUCAAUUUCCCUGAAGUUGUUUGGGAAUCACUGAACAACAUUAUGGUAAACACUAACAACAACAAUAAUAAGGAAGAAGGCUCUUCUCCUGUUUUAGCAUUCAAAAGGAAACAUACUGUGAGGAAAAAUUCAACGUCAAAGUCAAAGUCAAAUGUGAUGAUUAGUAAUAGCAACAAUAACACCAACAACAAUAGCAAUGAGAAGGUUUUGGUGUUAGAGGAUCUGGGUUCUCAGUAUCUUGAACAGAUUCUGAGUUUGACUUCUUCGGAAGGCAUUAUUUGCUAG
Arachis ipaensis is the source of this 561-nucleotide messenger RNA. Its product is annotated as ethylene-responsive transcription factor 15-like. Lineage: Eukaryota; Viridiplantae; Streptophyta; Magnoliopsida; Fabales; Fabaceae. Gene Ontology annotation, molecular function: DNA-binding transcription factor activity; DNA binding. Gene Ontology annotation, biological process: ethylene-activated signaling pathway; regulation of DNA-templated transcription. The record is from RefSeq and is a predicted model, not a curated record.